Messenger RNA from Penicillium arizonense, 3735 nucleotides. RefSeq lists its product as uncharacterized. Gene Ontology annotation, molecular function: protein binding. NCBI's taxonomy places the organism in Eukaryota, Fungi, Ascomycota, Eurotiomycetes, Eurotiales, Aspergillaceae. Bases 1 to 3735 code for a protein of 1244 amino acids. The record is from RefSeq and is a predicted model, not a curated record. The transcript has 4 exons.
AUGGAUCCUCUUUCAGGCGCUGCAAGCGUUAUUGCAGUUGUCCAGUUAGCCGGAAAUAUCUUCCAAAUAUGUGAGCAAUAUCUCAAAAACGUCAAGAACGCAACGCAGGAUAUUCAGCGCUUCCAAGAGCAGAUCGCCACCCUGACCCAAGUUCUUCAAUCUCUCUAUGACCUGAUUCAGGGACCAAAUGGCAACACACUUACUACUACGCAAGACUUGAUUAACAAUAUUGCAAAAUGCUCAUCAGUACUUGGAGAGUUGAAAGUGAAAAUCGACCCAGAAAUAACGCAACAGGGAUUGCGGAGACAAUGGGGAUUUCGAGCCUGGAAAUGGCCACUAGCAAGAUCGGAGGUAGACUAUACUAUCAAGGAGCUUGACUGGUACAAAGCAACGUUUUCUUUGUCCUUACAAGUCGAUCAAGCGAGAUCUACGAAUUCGAUCCACCAAAAGAUAGACCUUAGCAGACUACAACCUGCAAAAGGAGCAGCAUUCGACUCCUAUGACAAUCAGCAUAGUGAAUGUCUCCCAGGGACCCGCAUUGACCUGCUUCAAGAAAUUGACGAGUGGGCAAAAUCGCCACAAGGAAAGUGCAUCUUCUGGCUUAACGGCAUGGCAGGGACAGGGAAAUCAACGAUCUCCCGAACAGUUGCAAGUCGUCUCAAACAGCAGCAGCAGCUCCUUGGAGCGAGCUUCUUCUUUAAGAGAGGUGAAGAGGACCGAGGAACCGCAAAAAAGCUUUUCCCAACAUUAAUCAAGCAGCUGGUUAACAGCAUACCUCAAAUACUGCCUAGAGUCCAAAAUGCAAUUAAGGAUGACCCCGAUAUUUCAGAGAAGGCCUUAACAGAACAAUUUGAAAGGCUUCUACUUUUCCCACUGAUUGGGAUUGAGCAGCGCGAAGAGACCGCAAGGAGAGUGAUUGUCAUUGAUGCUCUAGAUGAAUGUGAUUCGGAAGACGAUAUAGGAAUUGUCCUGCGGCUCUUGCCGCAAGUUCAAAAGUCAACUGCUGUGCACCUGCGAUUCCUAUUGACAAGCAGACCCGAGUUACCGAUCAGGCUGGGCUUCAAAGCGAUCACCGAUGCUCAUCAGGAUUUCACUCUCCAUGAGAUCGAAAGAGCAGUAAUAGAGCAUGACAUAGCUCUAUAUUUUCAGGAUCAAUUCCGACGCCUGAAACAGACGCGCUCAUUUCCACAAGACUGGCCCGGCGAUGCCGCCACUCGGAAAUUAGUUGCUAGGGCCGUCCCUUUAUUCAUUGCAGCUACUACCUUAUGUCGUUUUAUCGGGGACUCGAAAUGGAAUCCUCAAAAGCGGCUUGAGGCGAUAUUGACAGACCAGGCGACCUACGCAUCUAGGAUGGAUAGCACAUAUAUUCCGGUGCUAAAGCAGCUUCUAUCCGGCCAGGAUGAAACCGAGUCGCAGCAAUUACGCGAUGAGUUCAAGGAGAUAGUUGGUGUGAUCAUUAUUCUUGCUACUCCGCUCUCAAUCAAGCCCCUUGGCCAGCUAGUGGAUAGAGAGCCAGACGAUGUUAAAUGUCGAUUAGACCAGCUCCACUCGGUCCUUAGUGUACCGAACGAUUUUGAUACACCCGUCAGGCUUCUUCACCUGUCCUUCCGAGAUUUUCUGUUAGAUCAUCGCAAAGACAAAAGCAAAUUCUGGAUCGAUGAGAAAUACGCGAAUCAGCGUCUUACGGCUCGAUGCUUUCAGAUCAUGCAGCGCAGCCUCCAUAAAAAUAUUUGUCAUCUACCAAACGAAGGCACGGAAUGCAACGACCUAAGCAAGGAUUCGAUUCGGCAUUAUGUAACUCCGGAACUGAAAUAUGCCUGUCGGUAUUGGGCAUAUCAUUUGGUACGAUGCAUUGGCUUGGCUGAUCUGAUUUACGAUGCUUUCUCAUUUCUUCGCUCGCAUUUUUUGCACUGGGUGGAAGCAAUGAGCCUCCUCGGCCGUGCGUCGGAAAUGCUUGGGAUUCUUAAUGACUUCCAAACGGUCGUAUCAGGCGACGGCUCUUCUAGGAAUCUGAAUUUUCUUCACGAUGCAAAGCGAUUCAUUCUGAAGAAUGUCCAGAUAGUUGAUCAGGCGCCACUUCAAGUUUAUUGCGCGGCACUCAUAUUUGCACCUGAAACGUCAAUAAUUCGUAGGCAUUUUCAAGAAGAGCUUCCUUCUUGGAUAUGCCAGUUACCACGAGUUGAGGAAAGAUGGGGGGCAGAAGUACAGACUCUCGAAGGCCAUUCGAAGGAGGUUGAAUCAGUGGUUUUUUCGCGCGACGGCCGGCUACUGGCGUCAGGCUCCCACGAUAACACAGUUCGACUCUGGGACCCGGCGACAGGCGUACUCACCCAGACGCUCAAAGGUCAUUUAGGUCCGGUUAGGUCGGUGGCCUUCUCAUCCGACGGCCGCCUACUAGCAUCCGGCUCUGAUGAUAAGACAGUGCGGCUCUGGGACCCGUUAACAGGCGUACUUAUUCAGAAGCUUGAAGGCCACCUAAAAUGGGUUUUGUCAGUAACCUUCUCGCCAGAUAACCGGCUGCUAGCAUCCGGCUCUCUUGAUAAGAUACUAUACCUCUGGGACCCUACGACAGGCGGAAUUACCCAGACACUUCAAGGUCAUAUAGGUUCAGUUGUAUCGGUGGCCUUCUCAUCCGACAGCCGCCUACUAGCAUCCGGCUCUGAUGAUAAGACAGUGCGGCUCUGGGACCCGUUGACAGGCGUACUUAUUCAGAUACUUGAAGGCCACCCGACGUUCGUCUGGUCAGUGACCUUCUCACCAGACGACCGGGUACUGGCGUCGAGCUCUAAUGAUAAUAUAAUACGGCUCUGGAACCCGGUAACAGGCGCGCUUACCCGGAAGAUCGAUAGCUCUGCGAAUCAAGUUUUAUCGGUGACCUUCUCGUCUGAUAGUCGGCUACUUGCAUCCGGCUCUAACGAUAAAACAAUACGACUCUGGGACUCGGCGACAGGAGCACCCACCCACACGCUUAAAGGUCAUUCAUAUCUCGUUCAUUCAGUUGCCUUCUCCCCCGAUGGCCGGCUAUUAGCCUCCGGCUCCAGUGACAAUACAGUGCGGCUCUGGGACCCGGCGACAGGCGCGCGCACACAGCCAAUGAAAGGUCAUUCGGAGAGAGUUGAGUGGGUGGCCUUCUCGCCUAGCGGUCGGGUGCUUAUAUCAAGCUCUGGUGAUAAUAUAAUAGGGCUAUGGGACCCGGCUACAGGUGCGCUUACCAAUACACUUGAAGGCUACUCAAGUUACGCUUCAUCGGGGACCUUCUCGCCCGAUGAGCGGCUGCUUGCGACCGGCACGAAUGAUGGUAAAGUGCAGCUUUGGGACCUUGUGACGGGAACACUUUCUCAGCAGUUCGAAGGUCACUCAAGUGCGAUCUCGUUAGUGGCUUUCUCGACCGACGGCCGGCUCUUGGCAUCGACCUCUGGUGUGCAGCCAUAUGACAUGGCGACAGACGUGUUCAUUCAGGCUGACAACACGGUGCGUCUCUGGGACGUGGCGACAGGCACACUUACCCGGACGCUUGAAGGCCAUUUGGAAAUAGUUACCUCGGUAGCCUUUUCGCCCGACAGCCGGCUGAUGGCGUCGGGAUCUAAAGAUAACACGGUGCGGCUGUGGGAUGUGGUGACAGGCGCGCUGGCACGUACUUGGAAUGUUGAGAAAGUAGUCACUACGCUAGAAUUUUCCUACGAAGGUUCACAUCUCCGUACUAAUUCCGGCUGGCUUGACAUUGAAUCUGGGUGA